CUCCUGGUCGGCCAUUUUGACUGGAGAAAUAAUGUCAAGAGCUUUUUCUGCUCACAGUUUAAAGCUCUGAAGAGGCCAGUGCUGAAGCAGGGCUUCUGAAGGAGGAAGGAUUUUGAGGGAUCUAUGGAUGCAGGACGAUGCAUCGCCAUCCAAAUAUCACAUUUCCCCUCUGACAGCCUACAGAACGCAGGUCUGAUCACAGAUUGCCGUUUGUUUGAUAUCUCAAAGUAUUACUGGUGCCUGUGUUGUAAUAUGAGGCAGCCUUGUGGAUGGAUGGGAUAUUUGACCACUGACCACUCGAUCUAAUAAACCAAUGUGUGUAAACUGGUCUCUGCAUCCCAACUAAGGAAACACACCAUCUGACUGAAGGCACUCUCUCUCUCUACUGUAAGCUGCAGUCAUGUUCUGGAAGUUCGACCUGCACAACUCCUCUCAGAUUGAGAAGCUCUUGGAGAAGGAGGACGUGACCCUACAGGAGCUGCUGGAUGAAGAAGAUGUGCUGCAGGAGUGCAAGACCCAGAAUCAGCGCCUCCUCCUCUUCCUCUCCCGGGACAGCAGCAUGCUGGAUCUCCUCAACCUCAUCACGCACGAGCCCCCUGCUGACCGGGAGGAGAGACUGCGCUACAAGUAUGCUAAUGUAGCAUGUGAGUUGUUGACAUGCGAUGUGUCCCUCAUCAACGAUAAAGUUGGUGGGGACGAGUCUCUGCUGAACACGCUCUAUAGUUUCCUAGAGCAGACGUCACCGCUGAACCCUCUACUGGCCUCCUUCUUCAGUAAGACCUUCGGGAACCUCAUCACCCGCAAAACAGAGCAGGUGAUCGGUUUCCUAAAGAAGAAGGAGGAUUUUAUAGGGCAGGUGUUGAAACACUUGGACACGUCGGCCAUGAUGGAUCUAGUGCUGCGUCUCAUUAGCAGCGUGGAGCCCACCUGUCUCAGACAGGAAGUGCUUACUUGGCUGAAUGAAGAGAGGCUGAUCCAGAGACUCAUUGAGCUGAUACACCCUCACAGUGACAGUGAGAGGCAGUCAAACGCAUCUCAGACGCUGUGUGACAUCAUCUGUCUGAGCAGAGAUCAGGCCAGUGUGUUGCAGGAGACGUCAGAGACCGACCCUCUGCUCACAACACUAGAGCUACAGCAGAGCAUUGAGGUCCUAUUGAAGAACAUGUUUGAAGGGGAAAAGAGUGAAGUGUGCAUUGUCAAUGGAACUCAAGUUUUACUCACACUGUUGGAAACGCGUAGACCAUGUGUUGAGCAGGUGAUUGACCCGUGCUCUCAGGGAUUGGAAAAGACUUACACUGUAAACAACAGCAUUUUAAUGGGCAUCCAAACACAUCUAAAGCACUUUCACCACCUUCUGUUAAACCCACCCAAGAAAUCUGUGAUGUUGACCACGAUGGGCAUUCUGGAGGAACCGUUUGGCAACGCACGACUGCAUGGGUCCAGACUGAUGGCGGCUCUCUUGUACACCAGAGCUCCCAGAAUCCACCACGAACUCUGCCAACUGAACAUGAUCAACCUGCUGCUGGAUUUGUUUUUUAAAUUUUCUUGGAAUAACUUCCUACACAUCCAAGUGGAGCAUUGUGUCUCUGCCAUCCUUAACCAGCCGACAACAGAUGGGAAAACACACAACAGUCCAGAUCAGAUUCAGCUGGAAACAAAAGACACACAAAACUCAGACAAAUCUGACACAAAGUUCACACACUGUGACCUGAUAAAGCAUGGAGGGUGGGCUCUUGCUUGUUUGCUAUUGCUAGCCUCUCCAACAUCACCAACCCUACCUUUAAGAUUCUGUGUCUGUUUUUCGUGCAGUGCCACGUUCGCUCGAAUCACGGAGAUCAACUUUAAACUGGUUGAUGAAAGGACAAGCUCUGCCAUCUUUGAGACUCGCACGAAGGAGCGAAUCCGACCGUUUGAUGAUGCUGAGGAGGAGGAAGAUAUUUGGGAGGAUAAAGAAAUCAACUAUGCAACACAAGUGAAAGCCAGAAGCAGGUUUGGAUUGGUGAUAAACGCUCAGAAGAGUGAGGCAGAUGGUGGCUCUCACAGAUGUCUGGGGUCACCUGACAUGGAGUGGUUUCCGGAGACCAAACAAACUCCAGAAAAGACCAAGAACCAGGACACGGACAAGCAGUCCAGUGAUCCGCAGAGUCCUGGAUGGAUAGCGAGUUUUGAAGAUGACUUCAGCUGUCGGGAUUUCGCGAGUGUCGCCAUGGAUACGGGCUCUGGCGUGUGGGGGAGCUCUACCGCCCAGCUCAGUGAGACGGAGGAAAAGGGAUGGGCGACUUUCACGGACUUCCAGCCCUUCUGCUGUUCAGAUGCAGGACCCAGAUGCAGUUCACCUGUGGACUCGGAAAAUCCAAACAAACAGAGCCAAAAUGAAGAAAUUAAAGGCUCAUCAGCGUGUGUGUGGAGUGUGUGUGGGGCGAGGAAGGCUCCGCUGGUGGCGUCCGACAGCAGCUCCAGUGGGUCAGACAGUGAGGAAGAGGAGGACAGAACCAAUGCCAACCAAUGCAUCGCCACGGCCAAUGCCAAGGAGGGCGUUAAACUCAGUGUAGAUGCAAAAAAUAAGAAAGCAGUCUUCAUCAGUGACACUAAUGCCAGAGCAACAGGUGACAUGGCAACAGAUGUCAUAGCAACAGGAACCAUCACUGGUACUCAGCCGUCCAAGGAGCAGAAGGGCGACUCCAGUAGUAACGGCCCAGUGUAACAGCGUUUCACUCGCCGCUCGCCUCCAUCCCCAUGACAGUUGUUACUCCACCCAUUAAAUGUUAAAAGCUGUGGCUUCCCUGUUUUCAAACAUUUGCUGCAUUCGCUGUUUCCAUCCAUCUGCUGUGUAGUUAUGUGGGUUUUUUUGGUUUGAGCAUGAGCGGAACUCUAGAUGAUCUCUGUCUUUCCUAAUGAAGACAUCUUCACUGUUGGGAACACUGACCUUUGAACCCUGUGAGAUCGGCCCCACUACAGUCUGUGUAUGUGUGUUUGUUGAGCGUUGUGGAACUACAAUAUAAUGCACAUCCACAGGCGAAUCCUCAUGUAUGCAUAAAUAUGCUUGGUACAUCGACAAGCGUGAUUUUAUAGUGUUGUUUUUAUGUUUCUGAACCAGUAUUUUCCACUUGGAACAAGGCAAGAGAUCAAGUCUGUGUGUGAGAGAGUGUGUGUGUGUGUGUGUUCUGUCUUGAUCGAUAUCUCUGUUUGCUGUAGCCCUUGGGCCCGGUACUGAUUUGAUUUCAGUACUGAUUUGUUUGCACUUAUGUUUCCAGCUCCGCCCACCAUCCACACAAACACACAUAUAUGAGCAAAAAUAAUUGGGAGCAGGUCACAAUAUUUUUGUUUUGUUGAAGGCUGUUUUUAUAUAAAAGUAUGGAAGCUUGUUUCCAC
This is a messenger RNA of Sinocyclocheilus anshuiensis, 3372 nucleotides long. RefSeq names its product serine/threonine-protein phosphatase 6 regulatory subunit 2-like. The transcript has 19 exons. Bases 401 to 2704 code for a protein of 767 amino acids. Gene Ontology annotation, cellular component: nucleus; cytosol. NCBI's taxonomy places the organism in Eukaryota, Metazoa, Chordata, Actinopteri, Cypriniformes, Cyprinidae. Gene Ontology annotation, molecular function: protein phosphatase binding; protein phosphatase regulator activity. The record is from RefSeq and is a predicted model, not a curated record.